Messenger RNA from Adineta steineri, 1845 nucleotides. Lineage: Eukaryota; Metazoa; Rotifera; Eurotatoria; Adinetida; Adinetidae. The record is from the annotation of a GenBank genome assembly.
AUGAAUCAAUCCAAACGUGAAUUCAAUUUCGGUCAUUCUACAAAUGUAGUUAUAAAAAAAUUACGAACAACAUUUGAUAAACAAAUUUUACCACCUACUUGUUUUGAAUGUUUACCCAAUGAAAUUUUUUAUGAAAUUUUUGAUUAUCUUGAUCCAUAUGAUACCGAUCAAAUAUUUUUAAAUCUUAAUAUUCGUUUUAAAAAUUUACUUACACAGUCAUUGCUUCCAUUGAAAAUUAAUCUUUCAAAUAAAUUAAAUUUAUCAAUUGAAGAACGUUCUCGACAUAUCAUUAUUCCAAAUAAACAUCGUCUUCUUUCACUUCAUUUUAAUGAUCCUUUAUGUAUAAAUACGUUUUUUAUUCAUUGUAACAUUGAUUCAUCAUUCACUCGUCUUGAAUCAAUUAUUUUAAAUAAUGUUCUUGAAGAAAAAAUUUUAGUAAUUCUUUUCUAUCUAAACACUCUAUCAAGACUUUUCUCAUUAACUAUGCAAUGUGAAAAAACAUCAUUACUGAAUAUUGCUGAUAUUUAUCGAUUAAUUUUUCAAUUACCAGUGUUGAAGUUUAACAAAUUGACAUUAAAAAGUGCUCCAGAUGAUUUAAGUGCUCUCAUACCAGUUUCUAUCAAUGUCAAAUUCAGUACUAUUGAAUAUCUGAAUAUUAAUAUGCGUUGUAAUGUCGAUGAAAUUACGUCUAUACUUUAUCAUACACCUCAUCUUCGACAUUUAUCUUGUAAACAAUUAUAUCAAGCGAAUAAAAUUAUUGGAAAAGAAGUGAUAUUAACAUUACCUCAUUUGAUAUAUGCUUCAUUUUUGUAUUGUCUAGUCACAUUUGAUGUAUUGGAGGUAUUUAUCAAAAAAAUCUCUGCAGAGUUACAAGUAUUACGUCUUGUGACAUCACAUGAUGAAGCUUAUCUCGAUGUUAAUCGUUGGGAACGAUUGAUCAAAGAAUAUAUACCACAUUUGUGUAAAUUUCGUUUUGAUUAUAGUGUAUAUCAUAAUGGAACUUCCGACGUGAUACCAGAUCGUGAAGCAAUCACUCAGUUUACAUCAACAUUUUGGAUUGAACGACAAUGGUUUUUUAAAUUUACAGAUAAGUUGAAUUGCUUCCUAUAUUCAAUUCGUCCAAUCAGUAAACAAUGGUUCAAUUCUUAUGAACAAAUUAUGGGCUGUGUUAAUCAAAAGACGGAUGAAUGUACAUUAAAAUCUAACAAUAUUUCUUCUUCGUUUGAAAUUAAUCAAGCUUGCGGUCCUUCAAUUCAAAUGAUUAUCGCAGGAUAUUCACCUUCUACUUGGAAUACAUUUCAUUUGGAUCGAAUGAAACUUUGUUUUCAAGUCAUACCAUUUACUCAUUUAACUAUUCAUAGUAAUAAAAUUCCUUUGGAUUUGGUACUUAAAAUCAUACAUUUACUACCAAAUAUUAUAUACUUGGAAAUAGAUUCCUUAUCAACUGUAUCAUUCAGUUGUUUAGGAAAUAAGGAUAUAAUAACUAUGUUUCAUUCGGUAAAAACUAAUAGCAGAAUUAGAAAAGUAAAAUUUAAUAAUCAAGUUGAAACGAUACAAAUUCGUACGUUGAUGUAUCUUUGUCCUCGUAUGGAAUAUUUCGAGAUGAUAUAUACAACAAAGAAUGAUUUAGAAAAUAUUCUUGGAUUUAUUUCAAUGAAGAAUAGUACAUUUAUACCUCAUUUAUGUUGUCUAUCAUUGUGUGUGCGUAAUGUGAUUAAUGAGAAUAUCAUCGAAAACUUACAUGCAAUUAUUGAUUUUGAAAGACUGUUCCAUUCUCAGCAAGCCUUUCGAGACUAUACGAUUCAAUGGAUACAAGAUAAAAUCUUUUUACAAUGGAAAUUAUGA